CCCUCCCUCCCCGCCCGGAGCCUGCCAGCUCCCGCUCGCUCCCUGCCCACUCCCGGGGGGCCGAUCCGUGGCGCGGGCCGCCGCGGCCACCGCUUCUUUCACACUUUAGUUGCGAGCCGCGCGCCGCGCUCAGUGACUGGAGAGCUGGCCGCGCGCCGCCUUCCUGCACGCACGCACGCGGGCCGGGCUCCGGGUUUUUUUUUUUUUUUUUCUGCUUUUUUUACUCCAGGCGGCGGGGAGGAGGGGGAGCCCCCGGCCACACUGUAGGGAGGAGGAGGACGUGAAGGAGGGAGAAAGAGCACAGGCGAGGAGGCCAGGGGCGGGGGGCGGGGGGCUUGCCACCUUCGGCCCCCCCCGCGAGCGCCCCAAGGUGCACACAUUGUGACCAACAGCAGCAGCAGCAAGGUGGAUUUCCUUUGUGCUUGAAGAGAGAGAGAGAGAAUAAACAUGUCUCCGUGUCUGUAGAGAUGAUUUGCAGUUCAGCCCGGCUGAAGCUGACCGAAUGAGACUAUGGGCUGUGCCUCUGCCAAGCAUGUUGCUACUGUUCAAAAUGAAGAGGAAGCCCAGAAAGGGAAGAACUACCAGAACGGAGAUGUGUUUGGCGAUGAGUAUAGGAUCAAACCCGUGGAAGAGGUCAAAUACAUGAAAAACGGGGCAGAAGAGGAGCAGAAAAUAGCAGCCAGGAACCAAGAAAACCUGGAAAAAAGUGCCAGCUCAAAUGCAAGGCUUAAAACUAAUAAAGAAAUUCCUGGAUUAGUCCAUCAACCCAGAGCAAACAUGCACAUCUCUGAAAGCCAACAAGAAUUCUUCAGAAUGCUGGAUGAAAAAAUUGAAAAGGGUCGGGAUUACUGUUCUGAAGAAGAGGAUAUCACAUAGCAUCGAUUCUUCCACGCAGACAAGGAGCUACUACUGUGUAAAUAGGUUACACCCCAGUUGAAACCUUUGCAAAGGUCGGUUCUCUUCACUGAACAGCACUAUAGCAAACGAAGACCGGUCCAUAUCGUAUGCCCCAUUUAAUUACAGUGUUUCUUAAUGAACCUGCCAAGGAAUAUUGCUAAACACAAACACAAAACUGUUCUGGAACUUUCUUUGUUGCUGCUAGUUAAAACUUGUUGCAACUUUUCACUUCUCUUGUGUCCAAGUAUGCAGCAAAAUUCUGCAAUUCACCUUAAAGAUACUAUUGGUUUUACGAUGCUCUCUGGCCUAUUUUCUAUAAGAUGAGGUUGAGGUAGAGGUGAACUCUCAUACAGACUCCAGUUCUAGCCUGGUUCUGCUUUGAUGUCAGGCAGCCCCUCCCCUUCUUUCCUCCCCCAUCUCUUCCAAGUGGUCCAGAGGUGCCCUGAGCCUUGCUUCUCCCUGGUAAUGGGAGGCUUUGGACAUGGGAUGGUGGCCUUGGUGAGCCUUGUUUCUCUGCUCAAAAGUAGAAGAGCCACAGUUGACUAAAAGCAUGUCGUGACCUGACUCCUGGAAGUGACAUAGGGGCGAGCAUAGGUGGUUCCACUUCCUAGGACUCUGAGUGCAGGAUUAAGCUUGUAGGGUUGGCUUUGCUCACGUGCAGAAGUGUGACCACAAUCAUCUUGAAUCCCUCUUCCUCACUCUUUUUUUUUUUUCUAAGAAAUAAACAUUUUACUGUUUUUAUGUAUCCUUGUCUUCUCCCAUUCAUCCAGUUCAGCAUUUUAAGAUGAUCCCAGGGGUGGAAGUUUAGUCCUCCUUCACAGUGACACUGACGAUGGCCUACAUGGCUCCCCACACUCUGUUGACAUCUGCCACGGUGUGGAAGGGCUGUAAGUGGUCGGAAGAGAUGAGGGACGUCCCGGUGACUUCUUAGGAGGGCUGGAAACCACCGUUAGCUUUCUUUUUGUUAGCUAUUAAACACGCUAUUUUCUGAUUCUCCCCCUUCAAUAUGCUACCUGAGCCUUGCCCCUUCCCUUGUGUUUCCAGCUCCGGUAGUAUGGGUAAAAAGGUGUCUACCUGGAAAUCAUAGGAUAUUCACACUGGUGAUGUUAUUCGGAGAUGUGAAAGCCAAAAGCCCCUGCUGGUGGGGAAGUAUUGACUGUGUUCAGUAGAGUUUAUUUUUCCAUACUAUAUGAAGAGAAAAACCUCUUCUCAAAGACAGAAGUAAUAUUUUUAACAAAUAUUGUCACAAGUAAAUAGCAAUCAAAAGGAGAAAAUAACUUUUGUAUUUUUUUAAUCGUGUUUGAUAGCUUUGAUGAGGGUUCUCUUUGUUACUUUCAGGGGAGGGCACCCUGUUAAAUGCCAUGCCAGCAGUCCAGGGUUGGGCUUGUCUCUCUCUCUCUCUCUCUCUCUCUCUCUCUCUCUCUCUCACACACACACACACACACACACACACACACACACAUACACACCAAGAGACACACACACAAAGGAAUGCUGUGGUUUUUUUUUCUCUGAAGGUUAUGAAUUUCAAGGGCCUCACUAUCAGCCACACUGCCACCUUUGGAAGGUGGAAUAGUUUCAAGAGGGAUAGGUAAGACGUUCCCAACUGUCAAAAGAUUGUCUGCCACAGAACAGAAUGGGAAGCUGAAUCUGUUCUUGCCAAAGUGAUACUUGACUUUCAGAUCUGUCCACAAAAAAAUGGCAAGAUUCUUCAUCUCCUGUCAGACCCGAGGCAGCAAAAGUCAGGGAAAGAAAAUGUAGUUGAGUGCUAUAGAAAAUGGACUAGGGUGCUAGCAACAAAAUCCCAUAAUUCUUGCAGCCAGCAGCAGCUAUUUUGGGGAGCAGCUGUGCUUGUUACAUAAAUAGAGAGUUGCAGCCAAAAGCUAAGGCUUUUUAUCCUGCUUCAAGCAGAAAAAUGCAGGGAGAGUCGAGUAGUCAAGGGUUUUAAAUUCCCUCCCCUUGUAUGGUUUUUUUGGCCAAAGGACGAAAAUAGUUUUCCUCAACUGUAAAUGAACUGUUAAACCCCACCUCAAACUUGUUCACUGGAGACUUUGUUUACUGUUCUCUGGAUGGCCAUUUCCGGGAUCUCAUGCUCUUAUCAAGAAAGAAUGAAGUGAAUGUUAAUGUCUUCCAUUUGACCCCUCUACUCGGUGUCUAAGACAGUGUCUUCCCAGGAAAUCAACACCCUCUGCCUGAAGAUGAGAAACCCAUGUCUUUUUCCUCAGUCACAUUUAGCAUUUUGGAUGUCACUCAUGUUUCUUGGGACCCUCCCUUUGAGUGUUAAUGAAACCCUAAGUGCUGUUUAGGAAACAGCAGUUUUUCACAGUUCUGUCUCCUGUGUUUCAUGCUGGAUACCUCUAUGCUGUACAAAAGUGAUUUCAUCUUCAGAUAUGUUCAGUUGCCUCUAGAAUUAGGUCCAAGAAAUGGGAUGGUUGAGUGGGUUGGCAUGAAAUGCUUGGCUAUGUUAGCAGCACUCAAAACUGUCUGUUUUCCAUUUGUUGGUUUGAAUCAUAAAAUUGUCAAGUGAUUUGUGUUUGUACUUUAUUUUUCUAUACCAACUGGAAGGAUCUAAAUUAAAAAAUAUAUGGCCCUCCACUGUAUCAGAA
Molecule: messenger RNA, 3503 nt
Organism: Psammomys obesus (fat sand rat)
Lineage: Eukaryota; Metazoa; Chordata; Mammalia; Rodentia; Muridae
Gene: CUNH1orf21
Product: chromosome unknown C1orf21 homolog
Exons: 6
Coding region: 511-876 (121 amino acids)
Source: RefSeq, a predicted model, not a curated record